Phlebotomus argentipes is the source of this 1797-nucleotide messenger RNA. Its product is annotated as medium-chain specific acyl-CoA dehydrogenase, mitochondrial-like. The record is from RefSeq and is a predicted model, not a curated record. Gene Ontology annotation, molecular function: flavin adenine dinucleotide binding; medium-chain fatty acyl-CoA dehydrogenase activity. Gene Ontology annotation, cellular component: mitochondrion. NCBI's taxonomy places the organism in Eukaryota, Metazoa, Arthropoda, Insecta, Diptera, Psychodidae. The coding region runs from base 401 to 1663 and encodes 420 amino acids. The transcript is spliced from 4 exons. Gene Ontology annotation, biological process: fatty acid beta-oxidation; medium-chain fatty acid catabolic process.
AAUUACUCUAUGGUCUGGGUGUGGAAUUUCAGACAAUUCGUGAUUAGUCUAUUUUAGCGCAACUGAUAGACCGAAUGAUUCAAUAAACCUGUGAUAAUAAAGCUAGACUUUAAAUCAAUUGCAAAGAAAUAUGAGACAGAUAAAGAAAUUUAUCGCAAGAAUAGAGAUAAAGACAAUAAUAACAAUUCAGACGUUACGAGCAGUCUACAAAGUUAUUGCCCUCCAUUGCAGCUAAAGCGUCUGCGCGCUCUGUGCCGAUUUCCCCUAACUUGAGCUCAGUCUGUCAUUCCAACUUAGAGAGGAAAGUCCAGAAUUUUGCAUCUUGCUUGUUUUCAUUCUAAUUUUAUUUGCAAAUCAUUUUCCUUCAGCCCCUUAGUAUUUUAGUGUAAUUACCUCAAACAUGGCCAUCGUAUCUCAGCUCGCUCGUCAACUGAACAACUUGGGGCGAAGGUCUCUCAUGCCCAUGGCUAGUGUGAGGCAUUCUUCAACCGGCUUUUGUAUGGCUCUUACGGAUGAACAGAAGGAAAUGCAGGAGCUGGCCAGAAAAUUCACACGAGAGGAAAUUAUGCCUAAAUCUGCUCAUCACGAUAGAACGGGCGAGUUUCCCUGGGACAUUGUGAAGAAAGCCCACUCUCUGGGUCUCAUGAAUGCCCACAUCCCACAGGAGUUCGGUGGUCUACAGUUGCCACUCUACGAUAGUUGUCUGGUGACCGAAGAAUUCUCAUACGGAUGCUCAGGAAUUGGUUUGGCGCUUGAAGGAACAGGAUUGGGGCAAAUGCCGGUAAUCACUUUUGGUAAUAAAGAACAAAAGCAGAAGUACCUGGGACGCCUUGUGGAGGAGCCUCUUCUUGCUGCGUACUGUGUAACCGAACCAUCAGCAGGAUCUGAUGUUAAUGGCAUAAAAACACGGGCUGAAAAGAAAGGAGAUGAAUAUGUAAUCAAUGGUCAGAAGAUGUGGAUCACGAACGGUGGAGUGGCGAAUUGGUACUUUGUGCUGGCCAGAUCGGACCCCGACCCAAAAACACCUGCUGGCAAGGCCUUCACUGCUUUCAUCGUGGAUCGAGACACUCCCGGAGUGACACCCGGCCGAAAGGAGCUGAACAUGGGCCAGAGGUGCUCGGACACGCGCGGUGUGACCUUUGAGGACGUCCGUGUGCCCAAGGAAAAUGUUUUGAUAGGUGACGGAGCGGGCUUUAAGGUGGCCAUGGGAACUUUUGACGCCACGCGACCGAUUGUGGCAGCAGGAGCUGUAGGAUUGGCCCAGAGAGCUUUGGAUGAAGCUACACGAUAUUCUCUGGAGAGAAAGACCUUCGGUGUGCCCAUUGCCUUCCACCAGGCGGUCGCCUUCAUGCUUGCGGAUAUGGCUAUUGCGGUAGAAACUGGGAGAAUUUCGUGGAUGAGGGCCGCUCACGAGGUGGACAUCAAGAGUCCCAAGAAGUCCUUCUACGCCUCAAUUGCCAAGUGCUAUGCUGCCGACAUGGCUAAUCGCGUGGCUGCAGAUGCAGUACAAAUAUUUGGUGGAAAUGGCUUUAACACGGAGUAUCCGGUGGAGAAGCUGAUGCGCGAUGCUAAGAUCUAUCAGAUUUACGAGGGAACAUCACAAAUUCAGAGACUAAUUAUCUCCAGGGAGAUGUUGGAAGCGGCUAAGAGGAUGAAUAAGUAAUCUAGUUGGGUGUUCAGAGUGAGUGGUAUUUGAAGGAUUUCUACAUAUUGUAUUUGUGCGAAUUGUGUCACAUUUCUUCAAUAAAUACGGAAUUUUAUGAAGGAAAAUAUUAAAAAAUAAUUAAAUUGUGAUUC